UUGGUCUUGAUCCUCUCAGUAACAGGAUUGUCAUGCAGUGUAUCUUGUGUGCAAGCGUUGGCACAACUUCACCAUGUUUUCUCCCGUUUGUUUGUAAACAAACAGCAAUGCUGGCUCCAAAGUGAAGUGUCCAAAAGUCUAAGUAUUUAAGAAAGUUCAAGUUUUACCCACAAAUUUCAAUCUUCAUGAGCAUUCUCCUCUUAUUUUCGGCUCUGCGAAGACGCUCUGUACUAACAUAAUCCAUAUUUGAGUGAUCGCGUGUAGUACCUUCAGUGAUCAGAUUGUCAGCUCAAGUUGCCUUUUCAUAAAUCAAAAUUUGUUUUUCUCCUCUAAUGAUCAACGGAUUUUCAAAAUAAUGGUGCAAAUAGAUAAGAAAAUUCAAAUCACGAUCAUUGCUUGCCGCUGACAUUAGUAGCAUCUUUCAUGUGAAAUGACUCAUCUGAUGACUCUAAAGCUCUCGAAGUUGAUAUGCGCUUUAAAUUCAGAAGACUAUUGACACCUGUCAUCGUGCUUCUAAAUCUUAGUCUCUUUUACGUGGUUUGGAAACCGAGCAGUCCUGCCGAUUACUCUUUUAUCAUCAGAGAAUUUGAACAGUUUGAACACGAUCUAGAAGCAACAAUAUCCUCGAUAGCUGUCAGUCACCCAUCUCGUAAAAUUUUCAUUAUAUCUGAUGAUAUUAUUUAUCCACCAAUCAGUUUGAAAAAUUGCAGCAGUAAUUGUGUUUUGGUAAAUAGAGCACCAGCUUUCCACAAAGACUUUGCAUCUCAAUAUCCACUGCAAGCAAUCGAUUCUGAAUUCAUAUUUCUAGUUCCAGACUCAACAGAAUUGCCUGAGCAUGGGAUCCUGGAAGAAAUGUUAGAGUAUCUUGAACGACGCAGUAUUGAUUUUUUAGCCCUAAGAUAUAAAAGCACUGAAGGCUCAGACUGUCUACAUGCAAAUGUCAAUAUUCGAGAAUGGUUCCUACAAUUAAGCUACCCAAAGCAGAAGAAUGUCUGCAACAUAUUACAUGGGAAACAUUUACUGCUAGCUAGGAAGACGGCUCUGAUGAAGUUAUCUGAUCCUUUCAUGCAACCUUUCCCGGAGGCUUUAUAUGUGCAGAUGUCUGCUUUAAACUUUACAAUAGUCAUGCAUCCCAAGCAUCAUGUAAUGGACGGAAAACCAUUGUUUACAAGUCAACAUAAUCAGUGGAAAAAGAACCAGCUUGAUCUGAAACGAAGGAUCGAAUUCUUCAAAACAAUGGGAAUCAAGAAAGUCAUUAAUGAGAAAGGUAACACUAAAUGGUAUGGCUGUCGUAAGGAUACUCCGCGGUGUUUUGGAACCGUUAUCGAAGAUAUGCCAUCUUAUCUUUUUGCUGGAAAAUGGACUCCACCUUGUUGCUUGGAUGCUCUCAGAAAAACUGCUCUGCAUGUUUUUCAUGAGUUGAAAAACUCUGGAGUCCGGUAUUGGUUGGAGGGAGGUAGUCUGCUUGGAGCGUUUCGUUCUGGCGAUAUUAUUCCAUGGGACUAUGAUGUAGACAUAGGAAUUUACUUAGAGGAUCUUCAUAGAAACAGUUGGUUAAGAAAUGCCGUCGAGAGACCAACAAUAGAUGAAAAAGGUUAUUUAUGGGAAAAAGCUGUUGAGGGAGAUUUUUAUCGCGUCCAAUACAGCUCUGUAAAUCACAUGCAUGUAGAUAUUUUUCCAUUUUACUCUAAAAAUGGUACCAUGACCAAAAAUUCUUGGUUUAAGAGCCAUGUCCAAGACAAAGAGUUCCCAGAAACAUUCCUGAAACCUUUGGCAUCCAUACCAUUUUUAGGUGAAGUAGUCUCUGCACCAAAUAAUAUAAGGGAAUUUCUAGCUUUCAAAUUUGGAGCCGAUGCUAUUAACAAGCCUGCUUAUCCCAAUCCUUCAAAAUUGGCUUUUCCCAAUACCUGAAGAUGAAGGAAAACUGGUUAACUUGAAUUAACUUUGGAUGAAACAUUUUCUUGCCGUUCAUAAUUGAUUAAUAAGUUAAUGCUAAAAGAGUCGCUGAUUAAUAUGUUUACUUAGUCAGCAGCUUGUCACCAUGUUCCAAAACCAACUAAUCAAAAGUAAUAUUAUUAAAUCUUCAAAUUCAUUCGAGAGAGAGAAAGACUUGGUUGUUUUAUAUUUUUGUCCUCCAUAAGGCACACUUUAUGCUCAAAAGUGUAUUUGAUGAAAACGUUAUCAGGUUGAUCAAAAGAAGCAGGAGUACAUAAAGUGCACUAAUGCACAAGCCUCUGUUAGUGGUAGUGUAAAGAAAUUGUUUAAUGAAAAUUCUUUUUGUUUGGUAAAAAUCCAAAAGGAACCGUAGAAUACACUGAUUUUUAAAUAUUUUGACCUUUUCGCUGAGUGAAGAAAUUUUUUGAAAAUGAGGACAUUUUCAGACUAAUGAGGAAAUUGCGACUAAUUUUUCCCCUUAAAGAACAUUUUAAUUCCGGAGAUCUCAACACACAUGCAAGAUUUCCAAAAAAAUGAUCUUUGUCAAAAAUUCAGUUUUUGAGUCAUGGAUGGAAAACAUACUCCAGAGUAUCUUGAAAAUCAAUCAUUAGUGGUUUAGUUCAUUUUUGUGCCAAUGGAGGACAUAAAGUUACAUUUAAAUCAACUAGUUUUUAGCUAUGAAAGAGACAGAUGAAAUAUUUUGUAAGCUUUUUUGCAAAACAAUCCUCCAGGUCUAAACUGCACAUGGUAAAGCUGAAUUCAUGGUCUGAUUGAACUUUUCUAGAUAUUUCUUGUUUCAAAAUGUUUAUCAAAUAGAUCCAUCCAACAGUAUCAAUUUGUCAUUUGUUUUUUUUUUUUUGGCAUCGAGGUCACUUUUUAAAAGUAUGGUGUAUCAGUGGCCAAAGUGGGAGAUCAUGAUUCUCUGUUUGCGACGUUGCAGACUUCCUGUCACACUUAGUUUUUUCUCAAGAAAACUAGCCGUUGUAAUUUAUUGAAAACUCUCUUGAUUUUUCUUUUCUAUCAGCAGAAAAUUAUUCUGUAUAAAUACUAAGCUAUGAAGUUGGCUCGUUUCUCUCUAAAAAAUAAAUCUUAAGCAGACAUUUUAAAACAUUGUAAUGAAAGUAAGUGGUUUUGCAGUUUGGCACUAAUGAGAGUCUUAAGAAAAAUAGCCAUAUCUACAUUGCAGUGUUUCAAAAUCUCAUCACCUUUUUUAAUAUUUGGAAGGAAACCAAUCAAUAUCCCCUCUCAAAAAUUGUUGCGAUUUUUUUUGCCCAUACGAAAGUUACUUCAACUAAAUUUUAAGCUAAAAUUUUGGUUGAUUCCCUCCCAAGAAAUUAAAGUAGAAGAUGAGAUUUGGAAACCCCAGAAUAUAGAUGUUUUUGCUAUUUUGCUUAACUUCAUCCAAAUAUGACUCUUUUAUAAUCAAAUUUUUUUCCUCAUCGUUGAUUUAUUUUUCACUGUGGAUGUAAUUUAUGUAUAGAAUGAAAUUGAAAUACUCACGUAAAACAUUAAAAUACUCUUUAUUCACCUAACUUCAUUGUUAUCACAUCAAUUUUACAGUGGACUUGGUAACCGUCUGUACUUAUAAAUAUUUUAAGCUGACUUCUUCUCAUUGCAGAAUUCAUAUUAUGGUACUUAUGAGAGAAAAAUUUAUUUUGAUAGACUGCGAGCAAUCAUUUUAACUUUAGGACUGGUAACUCAAAUGUAUUGCCUGUAGAAGUUGUUGACAUUUGUUUGAUUUACGUGAACACCUUCAUUCACAGUCUCUAGGUUCGAAUCCCAAUUUUGUGAGUCGCAGUUUUAAAUUCCAUGCAUCUGAAAAAGUGUAUGCACUACAGAUUGGUGAAAUUGUGAAUCCUUGUCCAACGUCAUGUCCUGGAGAUAAUCAUUAAAUUAGAAAAAGGUAGAAAUACCGAUUUAGGGUCCUCAGCCCUGAAACGUCUGAGCAGCGGCGUACAUAUGCUCUUGGGCUCAACAUAAAUCUCUCUGUGCCUUGUGUCAUGGCUCAUCUCCACAUAAUUGUGCUUUGUCUGGGAAAAUUAUCCUCACAGAGACUGAUAGUUAAUUUUCAACUUUCAAAAAGAUUAUUAGAAUAGAUUAGGUAUGUAACUUGAAAUUAUAUAUUCAAAGAACUUUUCAGAAUACGAAGAAAAGGAGUAGCAGACAGGUUCUCGCCAUAAGUAUUAAAAAAAAGUAGAUUCUUACACGAUCCAAA
Messenger RNA from Bemisia tabaci, 4150 nucleotides. Its product is annotated as ribitol 5-phosphate transferase FKRP. The record is from RefSeq and is a predicted model, not a curated record. NCBI's taxonomy places the organism in Eukaryota, Metazoa, Arthropoda, Insecta, Hemiptera, Aleyrodidae. Gene Ontology annotation, biological process: protein O-linked glycosylation via mannose. Gene Ontology annotation, cellular component: Golgi apparatus.